GAGGUCCGAUAGCGUUAUAGCGGGGAGGUCAACACGGAAGGAUUUGUGUCGUCAUACUUACCCGGAUACUCGGAAAGUAGAACAGUUUGACUUUAUCGACGUUGACGACGUCGUUCCGUUAGCAACAACUCUAGUUAGAGGUUACUGUCGUCAAUGUCGUCCCCGGAGUUUGGCUCACUACCCCCGGAACAGCACGUGAAACCAGGACCGCCGGUGUCCGGACCAUAUGGCAGUACCAACUACGAUCCGGAGGCGGGGACGGACGACGACAACGAUGGACCUCCCCUCUCCUUCGCCGACCUGGGAAUACCGACGGGGCCCCAAAUAGAGACGACGGUUGCUGGGAAGAUGCGGAAGAUCCAGGAUACUGAGACGAAAGAGAAGGUGUUCCUCGCUCUCUCUGGAAUCGCCAUCAUCGCAUCCACCGCCUUCACCAUCUACAAGCUGGCCACUGUGGACAAGGCUCAGGCGGACUUUGUCUUCGCCCUCGUCAUCAUUGUCAAUGCAUGCUUCUGCGCGUUCUAUCUGGUGCACGGCGUGCUGAAGGAACGUCCGUAUGAAAUCUUCAUCCUUGUCAUCACCACCGUCAUCAUGCUCAUCUACCUCAUCGUCAACUACUCCGUGGGCGCGGAAGGCACCAUCAAACUGGUCCGGCUGAUCAUCGCGUGCUGCCUGGCGCCAUUUGUGGCGCUGAUGGGUGGGUGGCUGGGGAGGGAGUACAUGCUGUCAGGGAACCUCAUCUUCAGGACGGUGGGUGCCAGCUCUACGCUGCAGUCCAUGUGCAAGAACCUCUUCCUUUUUCUGGACUUGCUCAAGCUCGACCUCCAACUCGGGAUCACCAUGGUCAUACUGAUUCUUGUAAACGGUAUCAACGUCAACACGCUCGACAUCGUCGUUCUCUGUGUCGGUAUCGUCGUAACCAUAGGCUGGUUCGUCUUGGGACAUGCAUGUGUGCGCUUUGAGCACAAGAUCAUGACGUACGUGUUCUGGGGCCUCAGUCCCCUGGAGCUGGGCUAUAUCAUUUAUAAAAUUGUCAAGGCGUCGCAGCGUCUGUCUUUGGCACCGGUUGUGGCCCCGGCUCUGGCCGCGUGCUCCGUCACGGCAGGCAUUCUGGCAGCUCUAACUCGGGUCGGCGUCAUCAUCCUGACCUACUUCGUCUACAGGAACUACGACAACGGCCUCAAGGAAAAGGCAUUUGGCUCCAACUGACCACAUGGAUUCAUGAAUCGUUCAUCAAGGAGGAGGUUCAAACUCUCCAUCCCUCGUCACGCUUGGCUUAUCUCAAUCACGUGGUACCAGCCAUCAUAUGAUACCUUCGUCACGUGGUGUCAACCUACACGUGGUACAAGUCAUCCUAUGAUUCCUUUCAGCAGGUGGUAUCGACGUCAAGCUGCUUCUUGUCAUGGCGGAGACGUGUUUUAAAUGUAGAAAUAUACGGUCACUCGAUGGAACAUACAAUAAACUCAAGAAGGAAGCGGAAUUUCUGAAACCGGUUCUCCAAAACGUGGAUGACAUACCCGCUGCACCACGCCUAUCAUUCAUAUCUUACAGAAUUUCUAUCCAACUAUCAUGCGCCAGCCUGUACAUAUACUAACGCAGUCCUGUACACAUAUUGUCUCUCAGCCAGUCAAGUGUAGCGGUCACGAUAUUGCCGAAGUGACUACUAUAAAUAUUAACUCCCUCACUCAAGUGUAGCGACACCACGCUAGAGUUCAGAAGUGAAUAUGCCAACUGUGUCGCCCUGUCAACAUUGUUAAUAUGUUUAUAUUAAGUGUAAAUAAUCAUCCAUUCGUUUGCUGAAAGACUCUCUGUGUUAAUAUUUUCAUUUCGUAUAAAUGAAAUCCGGAUCGGUAAAAGAGCAAUACUGCUUAAUGUGUAAAUACCGAUCCGGGACAAUAGCUGGUGAUAUAAACAUGUUAUUGCUAAACAUAAUUAGAUGUACAGAACAUAAUAAUAAACCCACAAAAAUAAA
This is a messenger RNA of Haliotis rufescens (red abalone), 1972 nucleotides long. RefSeq lists its product as uncharacterized. The coding region runs from base 154 to 1209 and encodes 351 amino acids. NCBI's taxonomy places the organism in Eukaryota, Metazoa, Mollusca, Gastropoda, Lepetellida, Haliotidae. The record is from RefSeq and is a predicted model, not a curated record. The transcript is spliced from 8 exons.